Schistosoma rodhaini is the source of this 1443-nucleotide messenger RNA. The record is from the annotation of a GenBank genome assembly. NCBI's taxonomy places the organism in Eukaryota, Metazoa, Platyhelminthes, Trematoda, Strigeidida, Schistosomatidae.
AUGCCUCCUUGGCGCUUAUACUUUACUUACGUUUCCAUAACUAUCGGGAGUUCUUUCGUUUUCGGAUAUCAUACAGGAGUUAUCAACGCACCAUUAUCACUCAUUCAAAAUUUUACUCAAAAAGUUAUUGACGAAAGACAAUACACAUGUGGCUCUUCAUGUGUGAGAGUGAUUAUGUCAAUAUGCGUAGCAGGAUUUGUUAUCGGUGGGUUAUUUGGGGGCUUAUUUGGUGGAUUUUUAGCUAACAGACUUGGAAGAAGAAAAACUCUAUUUCUUCUUUCUAUCCCAACAAUCUUAGGAUCUGUACUCAUCACGGUCUCGGUGAGUUUGAAGUCGUUCGAGGCUAUUAUAUUCGGAAGAUUUAUAGUUGGUUUUUCUGCAGGUGCUUAUACAGUUGUCACACCUACAUAUCUUUCAGAGAUUGCUCCAAUAAAGUCACGUGGCGCGGCAGGGAUUUUGAAUCAAUUUGUUACAGUGCUGGCCAUUUUUUUAUCCCAGGUCCUAGGUCUGUCGCAAAUAAUGGGGACGGAUAAAUUCUGGCCAUUCUUGUUAGGUCUUUGCGCUCCUGUUUGUUUUUCGCAUGUGAUACUUAUGGCGUUUUGUCCUGAAAGUCCUAGCUACUUGUAUUUAGUGAAGGGAGACAAAGGUGCUGCAAAAAAUGCUCUUUUGUUAUUACGAGGUAAGGACUAUGAUGUCGAUAUGGAGCUUGACUCAUUUCAACGAGACCCGGAAUAUAUCACCAGAAGUUACUUUGGAAUGGGUGACUUAUUCCGAGUCCAACAUCUCCGAUGGGGUUUAUUUGUUGCACUUAUUCCACAUUUCGGGCAGCAACUCUCAGGAAUCAAUGGUGUUUUAUAUUACUCUGUUCCACUAUUUGAAAGUGUCGGCCUUACUAACAGCGACGCCAGUUUUGUCAAUCUUGGGGUUGGAGCGGUUAUCGUGUUAGGCACAAUUGUGUCUGUAUGUGUUAUUGACAGAGGAGGCAGACGCAUGCUAUUACUCGUUGGAUUUUCAAUAUGCUUAGCCAGUUUAAUCACAUUUACAACAGUUUUGUCAAUUCGGAAGUUCAGUCAUACAUCUUGGUUAACAUACAUUUCUAUUCUUGUGUUAUACUUAUUUGUCUCAGGAUUUUCCUUUGGCCCAGGCUCUGUUCCUUGGUUCCUCGUGGCUGAACUAUUCACUCAAGAAUAUAGAGAUGCUGCACAAAGUGUGGCUGUGGGCACGAAUUGGUUGUGUAAUAUUCUGGUUGGACUUCUUUUCCCUCAAUUACUCGCCCUUGUAGAUUGCUUUGCUUUUGUACCAUUUAUUUGUGUGCUCAUAAUUGUGAUUGUUCUAAUUGCUUUAUAUUUGCCGGAAACAAAAGGAUUCAAUCCAGUUUAUAUUGAAUCAGUUUUCAAAGCUCAAUGUAAACAUUCAGUACUCAUACCGGUAAAACGAUUUUAA